AUGACUAAACUACGUUUUGGCUCACUUGAUGUCCGUGCGACUGUGGCGACUUUACAACAGUCGAUCGUUGGCCUUCGUCUCCAGAAUGUUUAUGAUGUGAAUUCAAGGACAUAUUUGUUCAAAUUUUCACGGCCGGAUAGAAAAGAGAUGCUGCUCAUUGAAUCCGGUAUUCGCAUGCACACGACGCUUUUUGUCCGGGACAAAUCGAUUACACCUUCAGGGUUUUGUAUCAAAAUCCGGAAGCACUUAAGAACUAGACGCCUAACAGGCGUGAAACAGUUAGGAUCUGACCGCAUUGUGGAUUUUGAAUUUGUAGCAGAAGACUUGGAUAAUACAUACCACAUCAUUGCGGAGUUCUAUGCUGCGGGCAACCUAAUUUUGACGGAUGGACACUAUAAGAUUUUAUCAAUCUUACGUGUUGUUCAACCUAACGAGAAGGUCAGGAUGGCUGUCGGGGAGACAUAUGACAUCGGGGCAUUGACGCGUAGCUUCGAACCUAUUACAAAGGAUCAUCUUAUCGAGGUAUUGCAGACUGCUGGACCUAAAGAUAUUCUGAAGAAAGUCCUUAACACAAAACUUUUUUACGGACCUGCUCUGACGGAACACGCGAUCCUAAGGGCUGAGCUAUCCCCAAACGCAAUUGUCGCUACUGAAUUUGAUAUUUCUGAAGGAUCUCCCAAUACUCAAGCGCUAUUUGAGGCGCUUCUAGAAGCUGACAAGAUCAUUGAGAAUGGAGGAGAUGAGAACAAGAAGGGAUAUAUUAUUAUGCUCAGACACAAAAAGAAGAAUGAGAACGAUGCAAAGGAGAAAGAGCUUGUUACAUACGAUGAGUUUCAUCCGUAUCUCUUUGCUCAGCACAAAGCACAGGAAUAUAAAGAAUUCGAAUCGUUUGAUGCUGCCGUUGAUGAAUUCUUUUCUGCCAUUGAAAGCCAGCGCCUGGAGGUAAAGAAGCGUGUGCAAGAAGAAAAUGCCCAAAAGAAGUUAGACAGUGUCCGAAUGGAGCACUUGGGCCGCGUUCGUGGUCUGGAGGAGGCACAACAGAUGAAUGUUAUGAGAGCAGAGCUGAUUGAAGCCAAUUUGGAGAUGUGUGACCAAGCAAUUAUGAUUAUCCGCAAUGCGGUUGCAACUGGUAUGGAUUGGAAAGAUCUAGCUGACCUAGUUGAUGAGGAGAAGAAGCAUGGUAAUCCGAUUGCGCUGAUGAUUGAUUCUUUAAAGUUGGAAUCAAACAAUGUGUGUGUUAUUCUCAGCGAUCCUUACGACGAAGAGUACGAUGGAGAGCAGUUUGAAGAUGAACAGGAUGAGCAGGAGGCGGAAGACAGGCACCAGCCCAAGGCCAAGUCUACUGUGCUGGUAGAUCUUGAUAUCAAUCUCACUGCCUUUGCAAAUGCUCGCAAAUACUAUGACGUUAAAAAGCAGUCGGCCAUUAAGCAGGAGAAGACCCUUGCUCACGCCUCACAGGCAUUUAAGAGCGCGGAGAGGAAGAUUAGGCAGCAACUACAGGAGGUCAGAAUCACAACUUCCAUCCAACGUGCUCGCAAACCUUAUUGGUUUGAAAAGUUUAUGUGGUUUAUCACCUCGGAAAAUUAUCUAGUCAUUGCUGGACGAGAUGCAGAGCAAAACGAGAUGAUUGUUAAGCGUUACAUGAAAAAGAAUGAUAUUUAUGUCCAUGCAGAUAUUCAUGGGGCAGCGACGGUCGUAAUCAAGAACCCCUCUGACAAGGAGCCAAUCCCGCCAACCUCCAUUUACCAGGCAGGCAUUAUGUCUGUAUGUCAGAGUAAGGCCUGGGACGCCAAGAUUGUCAUAUCUGCGUAUUGGGUUCAUGCGGAACAAGUUAGUAAAUCAGCACCUACUGGAGAAUACUUGACAACAGGCAGCUUCAUGAUUCGCGGCAAAAAGAACUUUCUGCCACCAGUUCAGCUUGUCUAUGGUUUUGGAUUUCUCUUCAAGCUGGAUGACUCUUCGAUUGCCAAUCAUCUGAAUGAGCGUCGUGCUCCCAGGGUCGAAGAUGCGGAAGCUUCUGAAAGCCCGUCUAAUGCUGAUACCGCCACAGUAGGAUCUGGUACAAAGAGUGAAGCCGAUGCGAAUGCAGAUUCAAGAGCGACAAACCAGGAGGAGGAUGAGCAGGAAUUGGAGGGAUCUGAUGACUCUGAUGUUGAAGGAGAGAAGUCACUAUCUGGAAGCGCUCAUUACACAAGCGGCAACCAGAGCCAGGAAGGAAGCAAGGAGGACUCCCAGGCUACGGGGAAAGACGAUAAUGACGAAUCGAACAGCGAAGACGAAUCUGAGACGGCAGAGUCUUCGGAUGAGGAGUUUCCUGAUACACAGAUUCAAUUCAGUACUCUUACUGCUAAACCUAUGGACAAGCAGGAAACACAACAGCAACCAGGACGUAUAAACAUGCCACCUAUUGCGGAUAAGUACUCGCUUCAGGACUAUGGCGGUGACAGCGAUGAGGAUGCAGAUGGAAAUGACGACACUUCUUCUCUAACCUCAUCCGAUAAGGGUUCACAGCCACGGUCUGCCUAUAUCACUGCUAAGAUGCGUCGCGAUAUGAGGAAGGGUAAGACUCCAGGGCGCCCUAGCGACGACAAUGAACCUUCACGGCAUGUAGAGACACCCAGUGCUUCUGCAAAAAAGACUCAAAAGGGAGGUACUCAGAAAGUAGUUGCGUCUAUACCUCCAGCAGUUCGUGGCAAGAAAGGCAAAGCGAAAAAAAUACAAGAGAAAUAUGCUGAUCAAGAUGAAGAAGAGCGCCAGUUGCGACUUGAACUUCUUGCUCCUGACAAAGGCCCUCAGCUCAAGGGUAGACGGGCUAAAAAAGAGGCCGAAAAGAAGGCUGAAAAGGCUGCCUUGGCUGAGAAGAGACGCCUUCAACAGGAGGCAUAUCAAAAAACACAAGCCGUCAAAGGGGGUAGUGGCAACAACAAUAACAAUAAGGGCAAGAAAGGCGGACUUGGUACGGAACAUGCAGCACAGCAGAAGCAUGACAUCGGUGAUGCUAAUCCAGAUACUGUAGCUCCUGCGUUAAGGACUGGCAUUGAUGAGAAUGAGGCAGAGGAAGUACGUCAGUUAUUGCGAGAGGAAAACAUAAAAGUUCUAGAGCCUGAAGAAUCUGAAAACCUGACAGUACUGGAUGGACUCACUGGCCAACCUCUGCCAACAGACAUUCUCCAGUUUGCAGUUCCGGUCUGCGCACCCUAUGGAGCAUUGCAAAAGUAUAAGUACAGGGUCAAACUAAUCCCUGGGACCACGAAGAAGGGUAAAGCAGUCAAGACAGCGAUCAAUCACUUUUUGACCAACAUCAAUGGUAAUAUAUCCAUGGAGAGUAGUAGAAGCAGCACAGGUAACAUCAAUGAGGAAGGUUUAUCAGGCCAGGCGCUUCACGACGCUAAGGUGGCCUUGGAGGCAAGGGAACGAGAGUUGAUCAAGAUGGUUAAGGAUGAUGAAGCUAUUAAUGUUAUGAUUGGAAAGAGCAAGGUUUCUGCUCCCGGGGUGGAAGCAUCCAAGAAGAAAGGACGCAAAUAA
Molecule: messenger RNA, 3525 nt
Organism: Lobosporangium transversale
Lineage: Eukaryota; Fungi; Mortierellomycota; Mortierellomycetes; Mortierellales; Mortierellaceae
Product: fibronectin-binding protein A N-terminus-domain-containing protein
Exons: 8
Coding region: 1-3525 (1174 amino acids)
Biological process (GO): rescue of stalled cytosolic ribosome; ribosome-associated ubiquitin-dependent protein catabolic process
Cellular component (GO): RQC complex
Molecular function (GO): ribosomal large subunit binding; tRNA binding
Source: RefSeq, a predicted model, not a curated record